Messenger RNA from Peromyscus leucopus (white-footed mouse), 4262 nucleotides. It is a transcript of the gene Furin, whose product is annotated as furin, paired basic amino acid cleaving enzyme. The transcript is spliced from 16 exons. Gene Ontology annotation, molecular function: serine-type endopeptidase activity. Bases 294 to 2714 code for a protein of 806 amino acids. Gene Ontology annotation, cellular component: trans-Golgi network; Golgi membrane. The record is from RefSeq and is a predicted model, not a curated record. Lineage: Eukaryota; Metazoa; Chordata; Mammalia; Rodentia; Cricetidae. Gene Ontology annotation, biological process: peptide hormone processing.
UUUCCCAAAGUGGUUUAGCCAGACCUGGAAAGUUACUGCCUGGCGUGGCAGGAGCCUCACCGGAGCGCCAGCAGCCAACAGGGAAGCAGAAGCAGUCAGGAUGGACCCUGGGUUCUCUGGAGCUAGACGGUGAAGGCCGGCCCUCCUCCUGCGCCCCCAGCCCUGCCCAUCUCGGCCCCAUGCCCCCGCCAGUCAGCUUCGGGCCCCCGGCAGUGAGCAGGCACGUGGCAGCCAAGGCCCUGUGACCAGGCCAGGGAGACGGGCGCUCCGGGGUCCCAGUCAUCGGCCCCCCCAUGGAGCUGAGGCCCUGGUUGCUAUGGGUGGUAGCAGCAGCAGGAGCCUGGGUCCUGCUAGCAGCUGAUGCUCGCGGCCAAAAGGUCUUCACCAACACUUGGGCUGCGCACAUCCCUGGAGGCUGGGCUGUGGCGGACAGCGUGGCCCGGAAGCAUGGGUUCCACAACCUGGGCCUGAUCUUCGGUGACUAUUACCACUUCUGGCACAGAGCAGUGACGAAGCGGUCCCUGUCGCCUCACCGCCUGCGGCACAUCCGGCUGCAGAGGGAGCCCCAAGUAAAGUGGCUGGAGCAGCAGGUAGCGAAGCGAAGGACCAAGAGGGACGUGUAUCAGGAGCCCACAGACCCCAAGUUUCCCCAGCAGUGGUACCUGUCUGGCGUCACUCAGCGAGACCUCAAUGUGAAGGAAGCUUGGGCCCAGGGCUUCACAGGUCACGGCAUCGUGGUCUCCAUCCUGGACGACGGAAUCGAGAAGAACCAUCCUGACUUGGCGGGCAAUUAUGAUCCUGGAGCCAGUUUUGAUGUCAAUGACCAGGACCCUGACCCACAGCCGCGGUAUACACAGAUGAAUGACAACAGGCACGGCACUCGGUGUGCCGGGGAAGUGGCAGCAGUGGCCAACAAUGGCGUCUGUGGUGUGGGCGUGGCUUACAACGCCCGGAUUGGAGCACCCCUUUUCCCACCCACUCUGCGGCCAGGGGUGCGCAUGUUGGACGGCGAGGUGACUGACGCAGUGGAAGCUCGUUCCCUGGGCUUGAACCCCAACCACAUCCACAUCUACAGCGCCAGCUGGGGCCCGGAGGACGACGGCAAGACCGUGGAUGGGCCAGCCCGUCUCGCCGAGGAGGCCUUCUUUCGGGGAGUUAGCCAGGGUCGCGGAGGGCUGGGCUCCAUCUUUGUCUGGGCCUCAGGGAACGGGGGCCGGGAACACGACAGCUGUAACUGUGACGGCUACACCAACAGCAUCUACACACUGUCCAUCAGCAGUGCCACACAGUUCGGCAAUGUGCCCUGGUACAGCGAGGCCUGCUCCUCCACGCUGGCCACCACCUACAGCAGUGGCAACCAGAACGAGAAGCAGAUCGUGACGACUGACUUGAGGCAGAAGUGCACCGAGUCACACACCGGCACCUCGGCCUCUGCCCCGUUGGCGGCUGGCAUCAUCGCUCUCACCCUGGAGGCCAAUAAGAACCUCACCUGGCGAGACAUGCAGCACCUGGUGGUUCAGACCUCAAAGCCAGCCCACCUCAAUGCUAAUGACUGGGCCACCAAUGGUGUGGGCCGGAAAGUGAGCCAUUCCUAUGGCUACGGGCUGUUGGAUGCCGGUGCCAUGGUGGCCCUGGCCCAGAACUGGACGACAGUGGCCCCCCAGCGGAAGUGCGUCAUUGACAUCCUAGUGGAGCCCAAGGACAUUGGCAAACGGCUAGAGGUGCGCAAGUCUGUGACAGCGUGCCUAGGCGAGCCCAACCACAUCACCCGGCUGGAACAUGCUCAGGCUCGGCUCACCUUGUCUUACAAUCGCCGCGGGGACCUGGCCAUCCACCUCACCAGCCCCUUGGGCACCCGUUCCACCUUGCUGGCGCCCAGACCCCAUGACUACUCCGCUGAUGGGUUUAACGACUGGGCUUUCAUGACCACUCAUUCCUGGGAUGAGGACCCCUCUGGCGAAUGGGUCCUCGAGAUUGAAAACACCAGCGAAGCCAACAACUAUGGGACGCUGACCAAGUUCACUCUGGUACUGUAUGGCACAGCCUCUGAGGGGCUCUCCACACCUCCCGAAAGCAGCGGCUGCAAAACCCUCACGUCCAGCCAGGCCUGCGUGGUGUGCGAGGAAGGCUUCUCACUGCACCAGAAAAGCUGUGUCCAGCACUGCCCACCAGGCUUCACGCCCCAAGUCCUUGAUACACACUACAGCACCGAGAAUGACGUGGAGGUCAUCCGUGCCAGCGUCUGCACCCCCUGUCACGCCUCCUGUGCCACAUGCCAGGGCCCAGCUCCCACAGACUGCCUCAGCUGCCCCAGCCAUGCCUCCCUGGACCCUGUGGAGCAAACCUGCUCCCGGCAGAGCCAGAGCAGCCGCGAAUCUCGACCUCAGCAGCCGCCGCCGCCUCCCGCACUGCCCCCGGAGGUGGAGGUGGAGCCCCGGGUGCAGACCGGCCUGCUGCCCUCCCACCUGCCUGAGGUGGUGGCCGGCCUCAGCUGCGUCUUCAUCGUGCUGGUCUUCGGCACCGUCUUCCUGGUCUUACAGCUGCGCUCCGGCUUCAGCUUCCGGGGCGUGAAGGUGUACACCAUGGACCGGGGCCUCGUCUCCUACAAGGGGCUGCCCCCCGAAGCCUGGCAGGAGGAGUGCCCAUCUGACUCAGAAGAGGACGAGGGCCGGGGCGAGAGGACCGCCUUUAUCAAAGACCAGAGCGCCCUUUGACGAGCCCACUGCCCGCCCUGUCAAAUUGAUCCCUUCCUUGGGCACUUUUUAAUUCACCAAAGUAUUUUUUUAUCUUGGGACUGGGUUUGGACCCUAGUUGGGACGCAAGAGGGGCAGACACUGCUUUCUACCCCACCCUUGGGCCUACCUGUUUGCCUGAGGUGGGGUCCCCGGAGCCUCACCCCCUACACCCCUCCACGUGGAGAAGGAGUAAAAUCUUUAGGGCAGCUUCCAAGGCCCAGCUGGAGUUCCUGCGGAGUGACGAGGGGCGGCCUUUCCCUGGGCCCUUGACCAGGCUGCAGCCCUGCCCCUUUCCUGCCCCCCAGAAAGCAAUAAUGGUCCCCAUCCAGGCAACAGGGAGGCUGGCCAGGAGGUACCUGAAGAAGGCGGCCACCUCUCCAAGGGCUUUUGCAUUCCCUGCCCCUCUCUGGCUCCUGGAUGAGCCUCCGCAGAAGCUGCAGUUGUAGGAGGGACCAAAGCCAAGCAGGCCCUUUCCAGCGUGCCCGCCUGCCCGUCCGUCUGUCCGUCCGUCCGUCCUUACGUGCUCUCAGCCUGCCUCCGCACUCCAGGCCUCCACUUCAGCUGGGAGCCAGGCUGAGCUAGGCUGGCGCGGGCCAAGCUAAAGCUCUGGGGGCCUUAAGCUGGUGUCCUGACCAUCCUGUCUAUGGCACCCUCCCCCGCCCCCUGCCAGGGCCCUGUUUUCUGAGCCCGGGGCUGCCUGGGCUGUUGGCACUCACAGUACCGGCGCCCCUGGGUGGGUGGUGGGAGGGGACGGUGGCCCAGCCGGCUCCUCCCGCCUCCCACCCGAUGCUGCUUUCCCCUGUGGGGAUCUCAGGAGCUGUUUGAGGAUAUAUUUUCACUUUGUGAUGAUUUCACUUUAGAUGCUGAUUUUUUUUUUUUUUUGUAUUUUUAAUGGGGGUAGCAGCUGGACCAUUCACCUCCUCACACCCAUGCCCACCCUGCCCUUUCCGUGGCUGCGCAGCCCUGAGGUAUGGGGGCUGCAGCCUAUUGCUGAGGAGUAGGGGGUAGCUAAGCCCCAUGUCCUGAAGAGGCGGCAGGCUGGCCAGGUGGGCUCUAGGAAAGGGGUCGGGGUAGGAGGGUAGACUGACAUCUCUGUUUCAAUGGGGUUGUGCCAAGGGCUUAUGGGUCGCCGGCUCUCCGGUGCCAGGGGUGGGCAGGUGGCAGCACCGAGCCCUUUCUAACACUGUGCCCUGGUGGAGAAGGCGUGGCCUCGGAUGCCCCCAGCCCUCUUCUGAUGUGCCUUUUGCGCCCCUCCCAGUAGGACAAUCAGUCCCCUCCCGCCUGGGACCCCCUUUUUCUUUUCCCUAGCCCUUCCUGGUACCCAGCCGACCUGCCCAGGGGUGCCCCUUCUUCUCCUGCCCACCCCUCGUGGCCAUCCCGGCUGGUUUUGUAAGAUACUGGGUUGGUGCACAGUGAUUUUUUUUUUCCUUGUAAUUUAAACAGGCCUGGCAUUGUUGGUUCUAUUUAAUGGACACAAGAUAAUGUUAGAGGUUUAAAGUGAUUAAACGUGCAGACUAUGCAAACCAA